Messenger RNA from Helianthus annuus (common sunflower), 1876 nucleotides. Its product is annotated as protein NRT1/ PTR FAMILY 1.2. Bases 74 to 1795 code for a protein of 573 amino acids. Gene Ontology annotation, cellular component: plasma membrane. Gene Ontology annotation, biological process: oligopeptide transport; transmembrane transport. The record is from RefSeq and is a predicted model, not a curated record. Lineage: Eukaryota; Viridiplantae; Streptophyta; Magnoliopsida; Asterales; Asteraceae. The transcript has 4 exons. Gene Ontology annotation, molecular function: transmembrane transporter activity.
ACAUGAAGAGAGAAUCCACACAUAUUUGAUUACCUUCUUGUGUGUGAGAGAGAAACAACAGAGAGAACUGGAAAUGGGGGAGGAACUGAGUCAAGAAACACACCACUCAACAAGAAAGAAAGGUGGCCUAAUCACCAUGCCUUUCAUUAUAGCAAAUGAGGCAUUUGAGAGGGUGGCAAGCUAUGGUUUGGUGCCAAACAUGAUUUUGUAUUUGAUGAGUGAUUAUAAUGUUGGUGUAGCUAAAGGCACAAACAUAAUCUUUCUAUGGACAGCAGCUACUAAUUUUGCACCAAUUUUAGGGGCAUUUCUCGCUGAUUCGUAUUUAGGCAGCUUUCUCACCAUCGGCUUGGGUUCACUCCUUUCUCUUCUGGGUAUGUCCUUGUUGUGGCUAACAACAAUGGUUCCACACCUGAAGCCACCCCCUUGCAACCAAUCAACAGAAACCUGCAAACCACCCUCAACUUCUCAAUUUGCUUUCUUGAUUGUCGCCUUCAUGUUCAUCUCUUUGGGAGCUGGGGGUGUUAAACCAUGCUCAUUAGCAUUUGGUGCUGAACAAAUUAACAAUACAAAAAAUCCCAACAAUAAGAGGACAUUAGAAAGCUUCUUUGGCUGGUACUACGCCUCCGCCAUGAUCGCGGUCCUUGUUGCAUAUACAGUAAUUGUUUACAUUCAAGAUCAUGCUGGAUGGAGGGUUGGUUUUGGUGUACCUCCGAUUCUUGCGUUGUUAUCUAUCAUUAUGUUCUUUCUAGCGUCUCCGCUUUAUGUUAAAACGAAAGUUGAAAAAAGCAUAUUCACAAGCUUUGUACAAGUUAUUGUUGUUGCUUAUAAGAACCGUAAGAUUGUUGAUGGACCUUCAAACCAAUGGCAUUAUCAUCAUAAAGAUAAAGAUUCAGAUGCUGUGCCCACCAAGAAACUCAGGUUUCUAAACAAAGCUUGCAUAAUUCAGGAUCCGAAAGACAUAACACCAGACGGAGUUACUUCGAAUCCUUGGCGUCUAUGCACAGUAGAGCAAGUUGAGGAACUAAAAUCACUAAUCCGAAUUCUACCAUUGUGGUCAUCCGGGCUUGUGAUGUCCAUAAACAUAAGCAAUUCAACAUUUCCAGUAAUCCAAGCAAAAACCAUGGACCGGCAUCUAGGUUCGUCACACUUCCAAAUUCCAGCAGCUUCUUUCUCAUUUUUCGCCUUCAUUAUACUACCGUUAUGGGUCCUAGUAUAUGAUCGCGUAAUAAUCCCCUCUGCCUCAAAAAUUACAAGAAAACCAGUUCAUCUGAAUGUUAAACUAAGAAUUGGUAUGGGCUUUGCAUUUUCCACACUAGCCAUGGCGGUUUCCGCCAUUGUUGAACAUGUUCGACGACAAAAAGCAAUUCAACAAGGAUUUAGAGACAACGCGCACGCAGUGAUCAACAUGUCGGCAAUGUGGCUUGUUCCACAAUAUUGCUUACACGGGUUAGCAGAGGCUUUGAGUAUAAUCGGGCAAAACGAGUUUUAUUACUCUGAACUACCCAAAACUAUAUCUAGCAUUGCGGCAUCACUUUUCUUGCUCGGCUUGGCUGUGGCUAACUUGUUGGCUAGUGUUAUACUAAACAUGAUCGAAAAGUUAACUAGAGGAAGUGGGAAAGAAGGAUGGAUUGCUACAAAUAUUAACCAGGGACACUAUGAUAGGUACUAUUGGGUUCUUGUGGUGAUUAGUUUCAUCAACUUGCUUUAUUUUCUUAUUUGUUGUUGGGCUUACGGACCUUGUGUAAAUGAGAAGCUGAAGGACGAGUGUAUCCAAGAAUCGAAUGAACAUAUGUGAUUAUGUUCUUGUUCGUAGAGUAAGAUAUAUUCUCUAUAAGUAAAGAUCAAAUAAGAAAGUGUAAAUUACACUUUUUGUCCA